AUGACUGUUAGAUACGGACAAACUAUGCCUUUUGUUUGGUCACUUAUGGAGCGCAAAAGUACGAGGGCUUAUGCCGCGGUAUUUCGAGAGAUUAAAAGAUUAUUACCAGAAUUGGUAAUCAAUGAGUGUAUGAUCGACUACGAAAAAGCGUUGAAAAAGGCUAUUCGAGAGGAGUUUCCUGGUGCUGAUAUACAUGGAUGCCAUUUUCAUUUCUGCAAGACAAAUGUUAAAUAUGCAUGUCAUAUAGGCUUAAAAGUUUAUUUGAAGAACAAUGCAGAAGCUAGGCACGUAUUUUUAUUACUUUUGGCUUUACCCUUGUUACCAGCUAAUCAAACCCGAGAUGCCUUUGAUCAAAUUAAAGCUAACAUGCCUCAAGCGAUUCAACAAACAAUGAACAGAUUCUUGCAAUAUUUUGAACGCGAAUGGUUUAGAAUAGUUACUCCAAAUGUUUUCAGUGUUUUUGGUUUAAUCAGAAGAACUAAUAACUGCUUAGAAGCAUACCAUCACACAUUGAUCAACAAAUUUGGUGCUCACCCCAACAUUUGGAUGUUCACUAGUAAUACUUUUAAAAUAUUGAAAAAUUAUUAA
This is a messenger RNA of Leptopilina boulardi, 588 nucleotides long. RefSeq lists its product as uncharacterized. The record is from RefSeq and is a predicted model, not a curated record. The coding region runs from base 1 to 588 and encodes 195 amino acids. Lineage: Eukaryota; Metazoa; Arthropoda; Insecta; Hymenoptera; Figitidae. The transcript is spliced from 3 exons.